Molecule: messenger RNA, 1222 nt
Organism: Hippocampus comes (tiger tail seahorse)
Lineage: Eukaryota; Metazoa; Chordata; Actinopteri; Syngnathiformes; Syngnathidae
Gene: rpp30
Product: ribonuclease P/MRP 30 subunit
Exons: 13
Coding region: 248-1099 (283 amino acids)
Biological process (GO): translation; tRNA processing
Cellular component (GO): ribosome; nucleolar ribonuclease P complex
Molecular function (GO): RNA binding; structural constituent of ribosome
Source: RefSeq, a predicted model, not a curated record
GGGGCGGAGGUCGACCGGCGGUCCGCUUCCGCCUUCCUGCUGCUUGUGGAGCUCGGCCACAGCGGCGUGCACGAACGCCUCCAUGACGGCGGCCAGCUGCGCGUGCAACUUCGUCUUCGAUAUUCCGUCAGUUUGUUCUGCCCCCUGACGGAAAUAUUUGGAAUUACACCAUACAACAACUUCAUUUCCCACAAGGCAUUUCGAUGUUUCGCUCUGCACGUGCCUCCUCCUCGUCAUCAUCACAAUCAUGUCGGUCUUCAUGGACUUAAACUUGACUUUCUCUGCAGAUAGAAGCAACAUGCAACAAAUCAUCGACACGGCAGCUUAUCUUGGUUUCUCCACGGUAGCCGUCAACUAUACGUUUGAACCCUCUAUCAAAAAGAAAGAGACGGUUCCGUCACCCAAGCCGGUCGAAGACCUCAUUGAUCAGCUGCCUAUCGUCCAGGGUCGCUCUCGACCAAUCCGAGUGCUCAACAGACUGACGCUGGUGCUGUCGGAGCUGAGUCACUUUAGGCCAAACCUUACGGAGUAUGCCAACUUUGACCUCCUGGCGGUCCAACCAACAACAGAAAAACUUUUUCACGCGGCCUGCACGCAGUUGGAGGUUGAUGUGAUCAGCGUGGCGAUGACGGAAAAACUUCCCUUCUUCUUCAAGAGAGCUCCAGUCAACGUGGCUCUGGAGAGGGGUUUGGCGUUUGAAGUGUCCUACACUGCCGCCAUCAGAGAUGCCACCAUGAGGCGCUACACUAUUGCUAACGCUGUUAGCCUGGUGCAGGCCUGCAAAGGGAAGAACGUGCUGGUGUCGAGUGCAGCGAUGAAGCCUCAGGAGCUCCGAGGACCCUAUGACAUCAUCAACCUAUGCUCGUUGAUGGGUCUGUCCGACGAGGAAGCUAAGCGCUCAGUUUCCUCCAUCUGUCGCUCGCUUUUACUGCAUGCAGAAACCAGGAAGGCCGCAAGCGGCGUCAUUUCCACCAAAAAGAGCUGCGGCGAGAAACCCCAGCAGCAGGAGGCUCCCAUAUCUCGCAACACGGGUGAAGGGGACUCGGGCGAGGGGUGUGCCCCCGCUGCCAAGCGACUCAAAAGUCAGUUGACGGACUGAGUGAUCGUGUCCCAAAGAUCAGCUUCACCAUCUGCUGCUAUCCGUCUUAGAAAGUCCAGCCAGCUGGACAUUACGGACCUUUUGUUUGUUUGUUUUGUUUUUUUUUUUAACUGCAGCAGACUC